Coccinella septempunctata (seven-spotted ladybird) is the source of this 2404-nucleotide messenger RNA. RefSeq lists its product as uncharacterized. Bases 206 to 2278 code for a protein of 690 amino acids. The record is from RefSeq and is a predicted model, not a curated record. The transcript has 2 exons. Lineage: Eukaryota; Metazoa; Arthropoda; Insecta; Coleoptera; Coccinellidae.
CGAUAUUCAAUGUAGCUCAGACUGGUUGAGAUAUUUUUCAAAAUUUUUACAAUUUGUUUAAUUGAAUGAUUCAUGGGAGAAAAUAUGUCCAGAGGACAGUUAUGCCAAAUUCGUCAUAAUAUGAAGACGUCAUAUUAUUAUUUGUCUCGAAUAUCUUGAAAAUUUAUUUGUUGAAUAGAGUAUGGCACAUUCAAUUAGGUAGAGCAUGAACAAAAUCAAAUCAAUAAGUGAGGUCCAGCAGUUAGGGAAAAAAGAAUCAAGAAAUAUAUUGCAGGAAUAUGUUGGAACCAAACUAAGAAAACGACGAUGUUCACGAAGUUCAUAUGGAGCAGGAAUAAAUUUUUUAAUUAACGUUUCCUCGUCCGGAACAAACCUAAAUAAAAAGAUUCAAGAUGAAAUCAGUAAACUUGAGUACGUAGAAAAAAAAAUUCGCAACCAUAAAACGAAUGCCAAAAUUAUUUGCUCGUCUGCCAAAGUUCCGAAUAAAGUUCCAUACGAGCGGAAAUUGAAACAUAUGUUGGCAAAUAUGCUCGACAACAUAGACUCGGUUGGGAUUAAAUCGAAAAAAAUACCGAAAUCCAUCCAGAAAAUAGGAGAAGUAGAAACUGAUAUCUCGACAGUCAGAAAACGCGAAAAAGUAGAAAAGUCAUUACAGCAAUGCAUCAAGGUAGAUAGUUUCACAAAUGUUGAAGACAAGCAAAAAAAUAAAACCGAAAAAAAACGCGAUAAAAUAAAAAAACCUAUAUCAUUCAGAAAAUCCUCAUUAAAGAAGCCAGCUUUCGAACCAUCCCUCAAAUGCAACGCAUUUGGUACAGGUUUUGAAUUCGCAGAAAGUUUGAAUUUUGUACCAAAAGUCGAUUUUCAUCUCUCAUCAUCUGAGAUGGAAAAGAUUGUUGUUCCUCCCAAGAAAGAUGUUGCAAAUGUUUUGAAACUGGUUGCUGAAAAAUCAUCAGGAAGUUAUGUAAAUUGCAUUUAUGAUUCCACAUCUUAUAACGAAGUCAAUUUUGAUUAUGGUCUAUCAAAAAACAAAAUGAAUAAGCGAUGUAGUGGAACGGUGUUCGUACAAGAAAGUGAAUGUGCAUUGAAAGAUGGAUCGGUUGUCGAAGAUAAAAUGAAAACACGCGGGAAUAAACCAGAGAGAAAGAGAUUUUACAGUUAUUUGAGAAGAGGAAACUUUACAAUCUCGCACCAUACAGAUGAAAGUAGGGAGCAUCACCUAGAAAAGAAUUCUAAUAUAAACUUACAAUAUAUCACAGAGGAAGAACAAGACGACGAGAAUGCGAAGGAAACAGUGAUAUUGAAUCAUCAUCUAGAAAAUGGAACUGGUGUGGUUGGAGAUGAUCAAACAUCUGUUUAUCCAAUAGAUUUGAUAGAAAGAAGUAUUUUGGCGGUGGAAAAUAUUUUACGCACAAUAAAUUCUAUAACAAAAGAUUUUUCUGAAAGGAAGGCAAAUAAAAAUAUAAUUUCAAAAACCCCAGAGCAUCUGCUGAAAAUUACUGAAUCAUCUUCCGAGCGAGACAGACAACAAGAAGUUGAAAGAAAAAAACACAUUGAAUCUAGUUUUGAAGAACUGAAAGAAAUAAUGUUUUCCCAUUAUGGAAAAGGCCAAUUUGAAAAGGAAGUUGCAAAUGAUAAUAAUUUGGAAGAGAAUAUGGAUCCUUUAAAAAAAGCAAUAAAUUCCCUUAAAAAUGAAAAUAUUUCAAAAAGACCCACAAUACCCCAAGCUUCUAAACUGAAUGUUGAGCAGUCAUGCAGUUUUUCUUCCAGUUUCAGUUGUGUUAAUUUCACAGCCAGCCAAAAAUUGUACAACAGCUCCGUCUUGAAUCAAAUUUUGUUGGAUAAUAAUUUUUCCUCCAACACUAAAGUAACAGGAAACAAAUUUUCCUGUUACAGUUCAGACUUAUCAAAAUGUUCCAAUCUCUUUCCAGAAUAUAACUUCCAGAAAUGUUUGUCGCUACUGAGAAAAAAGUUCAGGGAUUUUGAUAAGGUCAGACAGAAAGGUUUGAUUGAUAAAAGCGCUUUGGAAUCUUCAUUUCAACCGGAAACAAAUUGUGCAAAGAAAUUUGAAAAAAAUGAAACAGUGGAUGAAAUUACUUCAAUGGUGUAUGGACAAACAAACAAAAAAGAACAUUAUCAAGUUUGUUUCAAGAACGAGAAUUUCAAAAAUCAGUCAGAAACAUCAAUAGAAUCUUGUUAUAGAAUGAACAUUGAAAAAUUCAAUUUGAAUAUCAAUCCUAUCCAAGGUAUGGUGAAAUCGAGUCCAGUGAUAAGUAAAUGAGUAAGACGAGUAGACAUAUAAUGUGUUGUCAAUUCAGUACGUUCAAAAUGCAUUUUCAUCAUUUCAGAAACAUGUGAAGAAUAAAAUCAUGAAUUAUAAAUAAUAUAUAUUUUUGGAAAUAUUCAA